This is a messenger RNA of Cucurbita maxima (winter squash), 1897 nucleotides long. Its product is annotated as G-box-binding factor 3-like. NCBI's taxonomy places the organism in Eukaryota, Viridiplantae, Streptophyta, Magnoliopsida, Cucurbitales, Cucurbitaceae. The transcript has 13 exons. Gene Ontology annotation, cellular component: nucleus. Gene Ontology annotation, biological process: regulation of DNA-templated transcription. The record is from RefSeq and is a predicted model, not a curated record. Gene Ontology annotation, molecular function: DNA-binding transcription factor activity; sequence-specific DNA binding. The coding region runs from base 259 to 1515 and encodes 418 amino acids.
CUCUCUCUCUCUCUCUCUCUCUCUCUCUCUCUCUCCCUCUCCCUCUCCCUCUCCCUCUCCGCGAAGAAACGUCCUUCCCGUUGCGAAUGACUUUUUGUCCAAAAGUUAAUGCAGAGGAUUGAAGCUGCGGUUUUCGCCAUCGAAGUUAGUUGAAGAAGCUCAAGCUCUAAUCUAUGCAGCCAAGUGGGUCAUAAUCGGUUCAAGGAUCUGUCAUAUUAACCGUCAAUCAAGAUAUCCAGUUUGAGCAGUAUCUGUAACAUGGGCACUAGUGAAGAGGCCAAGGCUGUGAAGUCUGAAAAACCAUCUUCACCAACGCAGGAUCAGAACAAUGGGUCAAAUUCGGCCAGUAUUCAUGUUUUUCCUGAUUGGGCAGCCAUGCAGGCAUAUUAUGGUCCUAGAGUUGCAGUUCCACCAUACUACAACUCUGCUGUGGCUUCAGGUCAUGCUCCUCACCCUUAUAUGUGGGGCCCACCACAGAUGAUUCCUCCGUAUGGCACUCCCUAUGCAGCAAUCUAUUCUCAUGGAGGUGUUUAUGCACAUCCUGCAGUUUCUAUGGGACCACAUUCACAUGGCCCUGGUGUUCCCUCAUCACCUGCUCCUGCUGCAAAUCCUUUGAGCAUUGAAGCACCUUCAAAGGUUUCUGGAAACAGUAGUCAAGGUUUAAUGAAGAAACUGAAAGGUUUCGACGGCCUGGCAAUGUCUAUCGGCAAUGUUAAUACUGAGAGUGCUGAUGGGCCCAGUGAGCACGGACAAUCAGAGAGUAUGGAAACUGAAGGUUCCAGUGAUGGAAGUGAUGGAACUACUGCUGGGGCAAAUCAAACCAAAAGGAAAAGAAGCCGUGAGGGCACACCUACCACUGGUAAAGAUGCAAAAAUUGAGACACAAGGAAGUCCAGUUACUCCUGCUGAAAUGAACGAAAGCUCUAGCAAGUUAUUGGGUAUAAUCAAAGCAGCUGAUGCAACUGGAAAGCUUGGAUCUGUGAUUUCUCCUGGAAUGUCUACAGCUCUGGAACUUAGGAAUCCUUCUAGUAUGAACACCAUUUCAGGUCCAACGAGCUUCCCACCUUGUUCGGUAUUGCCUUCUGAAGUCUGGCUUCAGAAUGAAAAAGAACUAAAACGGGAAAGGAGAAAACAGUCGAAUAGAGAAUCCGCUAGGAGGUCGAGGUUAAGGAAGCAGGCUGAGACUGAAGAACUAGCUCAUAAAGUCGAUUCACUGACUGCGGAGAACGUCGCUAUUAGAUCUGAAAUAAGUAGAUUGUCGGAGAAUUCCGAGAAACUUAAGCAAGAAAACGCUACAUUGAUGGAGAAGCUUAAAAGCGCUCAAUCAGGUCGAACAGAAGCAUUAGACAUGAACGAAAAAAGGACAAAACAUCUUGUAAGCACAGACAUCAAAGGACCUGUGAACAAAAGCAUCAACGAAGAGAGUAACAUCUGCAAGAAGAAAUCGAGUUCGGGAGCAAAGUUGCGUCAACUCUUGGACACGAAUCCAAGGGCCGACUGCGUUGCCGCCAGCUAAAAGAACAAGUUUAGGUGCAGUUUCUUUUUCAUGUGGUUUUGGCAUAUUACAAGCCCAAAAUUACUGCUAACAAAAAUUACUAAGAAUGAAAACAGCUGAAUAGGAUGUGUCUGUGAGAAAGGGCAGACUCUAAUUUUAAUGGUUAGUUUGUUGAAUAGUUGUAUGAUUAUGUGUAACUAUAAUGAGUAUUGGGGUUGGCAACUGUUGGAGAUUUUUUAGAAUUUUAGCUUUAGAUCUCUAUGCGCACCUCGUACCAGAUGAUAUCUCAUCAUUUGGUGGGUAGAGGUUGAGCCCUUUUAUGAAUUGUCAAUGAAAAAUUGCAUCUAUUUUUGGUUGCUGCUUUGUAUGAAUGAAUUUAGGCUGCUCGGACUUUGCGUUUCAA